This is a messenger RNA of Pocillopora verrucosa, 1480 nucleotides long. RefSeq lists its product as uncharacterized. Gene Ontology annotation, molecular function: protein binding. The record is from RefSeq and is a predicted model, not a curated record. Lineage: Eukaryota; Metazoa; Cnidaria; Anthozoa; Scleractinia; Pocilloporidae.
AAUCUCCCGCGUAAUUCUAAUUGUAUACAAAGUAAUUGGUGCAAAACGGUGACAAAAUUACAAACCAGUGAGCUUCACUUCGAUGCGGGAGUAACAUACGAACACAGGAGCAGUUUCCAUUCGAGAUAAACUCGGUUGAUUUACUGAACUAAGCUUGCUCCGAGUGUUCAGUACCAUAGUUUGCAAUCGAAGUUAAUCAACGAAGCUGACACCCAACAGACGGGUAAACUUGAAUUAAACGCAGUCGAGAAGGGAUAAAAAUUUGUGGUUAUGAGGAACAUUUGGCGAAAAAGUGCUAUCGCCUUGAUUGUGAUAACAACAAGUCUAGUCGUUCAUGGAGGAAGAAACCAAGGAAACAGCGAAUUGGAAAGAGAUGCAUCUUGGUUAGAUCUAAACGAAGACUUCAAUGAUCCGCACAUGGACCACCGGAGUUCAAAACAAAGUUCUGCCCGCCAGAAGACGAGUGGAGAUGACAAUUCCGUCGACAAAAGGGAUCGUGCACCUCCGAAAAGUCCUAAAUAUUCAAGUUUGUCAGCGAAGGCAGUACUUGAAAGAGCUGAGUCAGUUUUAGAAGCUAUCAAUGAGAAAGGAUGCCCAACAGCUGAAGAGAACCUUUUCAACGUUACUAUUUAUACCGCUGACUUAAGGUUGGCAGCAACCACGUCUCAAGUGUACAUCAAUAUCUAUGGAAUGGUUUAUGGCGUGGAAGAGAGCACGUCAAAAAUUCAUCUUACUAACCAUAACAUGAAGGAAUUUACAAGAGGACGAGUGGAUUCAUUCCUUCUAAAGACGAAAUUUGUUGGUUUGGUUGAGAGAAUCACGAUUGAGCAUGACAAUACAGGUGUGCUACCAGAUUGGAACUUGGACAAGGUGGUGGUACACGAUUUAAAACUUGGUACGAUCCAGACGUUCAUUUGCUAUUGUGAAUUGGCAGGAUACGAAAAUGAAGUCAGCUUACCACCAAUAUAAAACAACACUCACAGCGGUUUUACCUGUUUGAGUUUCAAGAGAUUGAAGAUUAUAAUCUCCUACAGUUUUCGUUUUGAAAUGAUGUCGCGGUGAUUCUAAAUGAAUAUGACGGAUCGAAAGCUUCUCUUGUUUGUUCUGUUUUAAUUUCUUUCAUUUACCUCUUAUUGACCUCGUUUUCUAAGGAACGAGCUUUUUCUGCUAGUGAGGAUUUCAAGGCGCGAGUGCGUAGCGUGCGGGCCUUAAAACAAGGUUCUGUGACUUACUGUAUGGGCCGUGAAGACGAGGUUAGUAAGACAGUUAUCAAAUCUUCAAUUAAAAACGGAAGUUUUCAAUAGAAACAAUCUUUUGAAUUAAGUGGGCCUUGCAGUGAAAUACGGCCCGCUAAAUUGACCAAUCAUGGCGCACGUACUUCCUGAGGGAAAAAAACGGUGCUUAAUUACGGGGAUUCUAACCCUACAGUCAAAAUCACUGAACAACUUUAAGCCAGCUCCUCUUCUCGAAUACGUCUUUG